AUGAACGGCGAUACUUAUUCGUCCAGAGAUUCUGGUCGCCCAAGGGAUUAUCACCGUGAGGAGCGGCGCGAACGCGGAGAGAGAGGAGAGAGAGGAGACAGAAGACGGUCGCGGUCUCCCCACUAUGGAUCUCGAGGCUCUCGACGCGAAUACGAGGUUGAUUCCUACUCAUCCAGCCGGGACUAUCGCGCUCGAGAACGUGAGGAUCGCUACUCUAACCGGAGGGAUGAUCGGGAAUGGGACCGGGACCGUGGCGAUCGCCGACGUAGAGAGUAUGAGGAACGGCCACCUCGACGCGAGCGGGAAAGAGACUUGUUUGAGGAGAGACCUCGACGAGAAGGCAGGGAUAGAGGAGACCGCGAUCGCGAGCGUGGUGAUCGGGAGAGGAGAGAACGGAAGAGAAGCCCAUCUCCCACUCCGCGCAAAAGAGAACCCACACCUGAUUUGACAGAUGUGCCAUCCAUUUUGAACCGGAAACGUCGCCUGACACAAUGGGAUAUCAAGCCCCCUGGUUAUGAGAACGUGACUGCGGAGCAGGCCAAGUUGUCGGGCAUGUUCCCGCUCCCCGGCGCCCCUCGACAGCAGCCGAUGGAUCCUAGUCGUCUGCAGGCAUUCAUGAACCAACCCGGCGGUGGCUCGGCGGAUAGUGCGAUGCUCAAACCAUCCAAUUCUCGCCAAGCGAAACGGCUUUUUGCUUAUAACCUGCCUCCUAGAGUGACAGGCGAGAGCCUGAUGUCUUUCUUAAACAUGCAGCUCAAUGGGCUUAAUGUCGUUCAGAGCGUGGAUCCUUGUAUCUCGGCCCAGGUGUCGGAUGAUCAUAGUUUCGCCCUUAUCGAGUUCAAAUCGCCGAACGAUGCUACUGUGGCUCUCGCGUUUGACGGAAUCACAAUGGAUGAGCAUGGAGCCGUUGAUGGCGGCGAUGCUGCCAACGGGGAGCCUAAGGGACUGGAUAUCCGACGGCCCAAGGAUUACAUUGUCCCUAGUGCCAGCGCUGAGCAGGAAUACCAGGAGGGAGUACUGUUAAGUGAGGUACCCGACUCAGCAAACAAGAUCUGUGUGUCAAACAUCCCGCACUAUAUCCCAGAAGAGCCUGUCACCAUGCUUCUGAAGUCGUUUGGCGAAUUGAAGUCUUUUGUUCUGGUGAAGGAUGCCUCCACGGAAGAGUCUCGGGGAAUCGCAUUCUGCGAGUACGCUGAUCCUGCCGCUACCAGCAUCGCCGUGGAGGGCCUCAAUGGGAUGGAACUGGGCGAUAGACACCUUAAGGUGGUGCGUGCUAGUAUUGGAACGACGCAGGCAGCUGGACUGGACAUGGGCGUCAAUGCCAUGUCGAUGUUCGCCAAGACGACAUCGCAGGACUUGGAGACCAGCCGAGUGUUGCAGCUGUUGAACAUGGUGACGCCGGAGGAGCUGAUUGACAAUGAUGAUUACGACGAAAUCUGCGAUGACGUGCGUGAAGAAUGCUCCAAGUAUGGACAGAUCGUCGACCUGAAGAUCCCGCGACCCUCUGGCGGGAGCAGACAGUCUCCCGGCGUGGGCAAGAUCUUUGUCAAGUUUGACACAGUAGAAUCGGCCACUGGUGCAUUAAAGGCACUGGCGGGGAGAAAGUUUUCUGAUCGGACGGUGGUGACGACCUACUUUUCCGAGCCGAACUUCGACGUUAAUGCCUGGUAA
Messenger RNA from Aspergillus tanneri, 1671 nucleotides. Its product is annotated as splicing factor u2af large subunit. Gene Ontology annotation, biological process: mRNA processing. The record is from RefSeq and is a predicted model, not a curated record. The coding region runs from base 1 to 1671 and encodes 556 amino acids. The transcript is spliced from 7 exons. Gene Ontology annotation, molecular function: pre-mRNA 3'-splice site binding; poly-pyrimidine tract binding. Gene Ontology annotation, cellular component: commitment complex; nuclear speck; nucleus. NCBI's taxonomy places the organism in Eukaryota, Fungi, Ascomycota, Eurotiomycetes, Eurotiales, Aspergillaceae.